Molecule: messenger RNA, 1776 nt
Organism: Drosophila kikkawai
Lineage: Eukaryota; Metazoa; Arthropoda; Insecta; Diptera; Drosophilidae
Biological process (GO): long-chain fatty acid metabolic process; fatty-acyl-CoA biosynthetic process
Molecular function (GO): long-chain fatty acid-CoA ligase activity
Source: RefSeq, a predicted model, not a curated record
GUUACAAAAUAUCGGAAGCAAGCAGCUUACAGAAUGCCUUACACCCCAGUGAACUCCUACGACGGCGAUCUUAAGAUCUGGAGCGGAGAGUCGGUGAGCCACUACUUCGACCCACAUCUGUCUAUCGGGCAGAUCAUCUUCCAGGAGAUGCGGCGUCAUCCCCAACUCGUCGGCCAGAUCUCGGCUACAGAGAACACCGUCCUGACCAGACAGGAGCUCCAUGCCAACUCCAUGAAGGUGGCCACCUAUAUGCGCUUCUUGGGCCUCCUUCAAUCCGAUGUGGUGGGCCUAAUAGGCAGGAACACCACUCACAUGCCCGCUGUGGCAUACGCCUGUUUAUUUAACGGAAUCGCCUUCCACUCGCUGAACAUAACCUAUGAUCAGAGUACCAUAGAGAAGCUCUUCAACAUAACCAAGCCUCGCCUCAUUUUCUGUGAUGGAGAUGAGUUCGAAAAGGUGCGCGCCGCCACCGCAUCCCUAGAUGUGAAGAUCAUCACCAUGCGAAAUCACCCAGCGGACUCCAUCAGCAUUGAUGAAGUACUAGCCACUCCCAUCGAGGAAAACUUCCAGCCAGCUCGCUUGGAACAGGGCAACGAUCAGACCCUGGCUAUUCUCUGCUCCUCCGGCACCACUGGAACCCCCAAGGCGGUCACCAUCACCAACAGCCGACAGAUACUGGCUGCCAACCACCAGCUGACCACUGCCGACAUUCAGUACUCCCACAACACUCUCGACUGGAUAACCGGCCUAUUGACCACGGUGACCUCUGGCGUGUUCAGCACCACCCGCAUCAUCGCUGACAACGCCUUCGAUCCUGCCUUCGCUUUGCGAGUCAUCGAGGAGUACAAAGUUACGUGGACUAUUCAGUCACCCUCGUCUAUGGUUAUGAUAGCGAGUUCUCCGGAAUUUGAAAACUCGGACCUUUCCGCUUUGCGGUGCUUUCAGUUUGGAGGAUCCCGAGUAGCGAUGGAGGUGCAGCAGAGCAUCAGGAGUCGGUUGAGCAGUGACUGUCUGCAGUUUAUUUAUGGGUUCACGGAACUCGGUGCCCUGGCCAGCGUCAACUGUCACUUCGACGAGAAGCCCAAUUCCGUAGGACGCUUGGUGAGCGGCCUCAAGCUGAAAAUAGUCUCUGAAGAUGGCCAAUCCCUUGGACGUGGCGUGAUGGGCGAGGUGUGCAUCAGCAACAACCAGUAUUGGGCGGGUUACUACGGAAACCAGCUGGAAACUCGAAACUUGCGCGAUUCUCAGCGAUGGUAUCAGUCCGGAGAUCUCGGAUACAUGGACCAAAACGGCUUCCUGUACAUAGUAGAUCGCAAGAAGGACAUGCUGAAAUACAUGGGAACAAUGUACUACCCCCACGAUAUCGAAUUCGUAAUAUCGGAGAUGCCGGAUGUGGCUGACGUCUGUGUCUUCGGGGUAUGGGAUCAGAUCAACGGAGACGAGGCUGCUGCCGCCGUGGUGAAGAAACCGGGCAGCGAUCUGAGUGCCGAGGAUGUUGUGGAAUAUGUGAGCAUGCGGACGGAUUCCAAGUUUAAGCAGCUGAAUGCUGGAGCCAUUAUCGUGGAGGAUCUGGAGCGCAGCGCCAAUGGAAAGACUAACAGAAUGGCCAACAAAGCUCACUACUUGCAAGUGAAGGGUCGGAGCUAAAUGCCAAAUAUUUACAUAAAUACCAAAUGCUGCUGGAACGCUUACUAUCUUAGGAUGUAUAAAUAUAAAUAGUUGUAAGCUAGGUUAUAACCGAUUUCGGAAUAAAGUAUAUUAUUACUGAUGGUAAUA